UUUCCUUCCCUUUUUAGUUUUCAUUUUCAACAAAACAAACGUGGUCUCUCUCUCUCUCUCUCGUUUGCUUUCUCUGCUUAAAGAAGUAAGAAUCAUCUUUCUUUGAGGUCUGUUGAAAAGCUCCUAGGCAAGAGGAAACUCAUACGAGAAAAGCAGAGAAAAAAGAGAAAAACUGGGCUCUCGCUUUCGAGUAAGAUUAUUAGCUUUGUGGGUUUUCGUUCACUCACAUGAUGGAGAGGGAUUUUCUUGGUCUGGGCUCGAAAAACUUUCCGGUUACUGUGAAAGAGGAGGUCACAGUCACUGAUGGCUAUAAGGAAUCGGCUUCAUAUUCUGUCGAAUUCUAUAGCCUGAAAUGCUGUUUUGAGUUUUGGCUCGUUUGGUUGCUGAGAAAGUGCGAGAAAAGAAAAAGACAAAAUUCUUGACUUUUACUGAACUUGGGGUUCCUGUCAUGGUAGCUAUUGAGUUUAAUUUAACUCAUGGGUUGAGUUCCAAGUUGAGUUCCAAUGAGAGGUUCAGCAAUGCAGUGGUCUUUCUCAAACAAGGUUUCUGCCAUUCCUCAAAUUUUGUCAUUUAAGUCUGGUGUGGAAGAAAAGCCAAGAAAGCCUACUCAUGAUCGCAUAGCUUCCUCUGGUUUUAUUCCCAUUUCAACUGCUGAUGCUUUUGAUUCUAACCACAAGUCAUAUAAUAGCAUGGUUCAGAAAAAUAUGACCCUUGAUAAACAAGGCGCAAGACAAUACACAAUGACUGCAUAUGCUGCGCAACAUGUUGAUUCGCACCUGUUCCAUCACUCCCAGCAAACGAGGAUAUUCCCAGUCACCAACCAUCAAAAUCAAACAAUUACCAUUUCUCUGAGCAAUCCUGUUUUGCAGUCCCAUCUUGCUUCCGUUGGGAACAAUGUGGGUGGUAAUUCAAUGAACUCACAAUCUCUUGCAGGAGUUCCAAGCAUAAGCCCUGUUUCUCUUCAUCCCACUCCAAGUUCUAUUGUUGGUACCACUAAUCUUAGAAAUGGUCCAAAACCCUCUGGGACUCCUGCUCAAUUGACCAUAUUUUAUGGUGGUUCUGUGUGUGUUUAUGAUGAUGUUUCUCCUGAGAAGGCUCAGGCCAUUAUGCUAUUGGCAGGAAAUGGGUCUUCAAUAACUCAGAAUAAGGCAGUCUCCUCAGCUCAAGUGCAGGCACCAAUCCGUAGCCCUUCUGCUGGUGAUGGUUUUAUUGUGAACAGAAUCUAUGCUUCAGCUCCAUGCUUAGGCCUUCCAAGCCCCAUUUCUGUGACCUCAAGUAGUGCCAACGAUUUGGCAACAGGUAAACCAGUUGGAGCAUUAGUGUCCGCAAAUAACCAUAUUGAAAGCACAAAGACAGUUAGUUCAGUAGGAUCUGGUUCUGCAACUAUGAUUCCAGCAGUGGCUGUACCUCAGGCUCGUAAAGCAUCAUUGGCUCGGUUUCUAGAGAAGCGCAAGGAAAGGGUGAUGAAUACAUUGCCAUACAACGUGAGCAAGAAAUCUCCAGACUGCAGUAGUGCCACUCAAUGUGAUAGUGUGAGUUAUUCCAUCAAUUCUCUAUCUUCUCCCAGCCAUCAAUAAGCAGUUAAGGACUGAGAAGAUUCAAAUUCAGUACCGUGCACUCUAAAAUAUAAGGGAAGAGAGAUCUUCAUCUACGUCUAUUUUGUUCUUAAUUGUAAGUUAAGUUCUUUUUGCUUAAAAUUUUUAGGUUUCCUCAAUUUUUUGAAAUUUAACUUAAAAUAUAUGUUGUAAAAGUAUUAUUUAUUAUUAUUCUCUUUUUUUUUUCACAUUGGAAGAUGCUUUUGUCCCAUUAUUUCUAUUCAUAGAAAAUAGAAAUCUUUGUCUUUCUAGUU
This is a messenger RNA of Manihot esculenta (cassava), 1849 nucleotides long. RefSeq names its product protein TIFY 6B. The record is from RefSeq and is a predicted model, not a curated record. Gene Ontology annotation, cellular component: nucleus. The coding region runs from base 504 to 1577 and encodes 357 amino acids. Gene Ontology annotation, biological process: regulation of defense response; response to wounding; regulation of jasmonic acid mediated signaling pathway. NCBI's taxonomy places the organism in Eukaryota, Viridiplantae, Streptophyta, Magnoliopsida, Malpighiales, Euphorbiaceae. The transcript is spliced from 8 exons.